AUGGCUCGCGCACUCACUCUUUUGUCUCUGAGCUCUCUGUUGGGCUGUGCUGUCUCUGCCAGAAACAAUCCUUUUGAUUACGAUGUUCUUCAGUAUAUUGAUCCUUUAAUUGGAACUUCCAACGGAGGAGAUGUUUUCCCCGGUGCAACGUUGCCUCACGGCAUGGCGAAAGCCGUCGCUGAUACCAACUCGGGGUCUAGCCAAGGCGGCUUUACUUUGGAUGGUUCAAAAAUCACUGGCUUCUCAUCGCUGCAUGAUUCUGGAACCGGUGGCGCUCCUUCCUUGGGCAAUUUCCCUCUUUUCCCUUACGCAAGCUGUGCAAAGGAUUCUAUCGACGGGUGUAAGUACCCGAAACGGGAGAGACCUGUGGCAUUUGAUACUGCCUCGGUCAAUGCGACGCCAGGGUACUUCGCCGUAACUCUGGAUACCGGCAUCAAAGUAGACAUGACCACUGCUCAGCACACAUCUCUCUUCCGAUUCCAAUUUCCCAGUGGGGAUACCUCUGCUAGUCCGCUGGUCUUGUUGGAUUUGACCGAUCUGUCCGAUUCACGGCAAGAUAAUGCAACCAUCGAUGUUGACGAGUCAACUGGUCGUAUGACGGGUUCUGGUCGAUUCGUACCUAGUUUUGGCUCUGGCACAUACGUAGCCUACUUCUGUGCUGAUUUUCGAAGUUCCGCUGGAAUUCGUGAUAAUGGUAUCUUCGUCAACACACGUGCUACAGCUAACGCCAAAUCGCUCGGGAUUUCUCGAAGCAUUAAUGGCUAUCCUUUGCCUGGUGGUGCAUGGGUGCGCUUCAACGCUGAAACGGAGUCAGUCCUUGCACGUGUCGGUUUGAGCUUUAUUAGUGAAGAUCAAGCUUGCUCUAACGCAGAAAAAGAGAUCCCGGACUUUAAUUUCGAAUCUACGCACUCAGCAGCAGUUAGCGCCUGGACAGAGAAACUCAGUCCUAUUCGCGUAUCUCGUGAAGGAAUCAACAAAACGCUUCUCACCAACUUCUAUAGUGGAAUCUACAGAACUAUGACACAACCUCAGGACUAUACGGGAGAAAAUCCGCUUUGGGAGAGCUCCGAGCCGUACUUUGAUUCUUUCUACUGCAUAUGGGAUCUUUUCCGCUCACAACUGCCAUUUUUGACUCUGAUAGAACCCGAAACUGUAACUAAGAUUAUCCGGUCUUUGAUCGAUACACAACAGCAUCUGGGAUGGCUCCCUGACUGCCGAAUGUCGCUCUGCAAGGGCUACACUCAAGGUGGAUCCAACGCCGACAAUGUCAUCGCCGAUGCCUACAUCAAGGGUCUCACCGGUGGCAUUGACUGGGAGGCCGCAUAUGCUGCGGUCCAGAAAGACGCUGAAGAAGAACCAUAUGACUGGUCAAACGAAGGUCGAGGUGGGCUUCAGAGCUGGAAGUCUUUGAAUUAUAUCCCAGUUCAGGACCUUGAUUAUGUUGGCUUUGGCACAAUGACCCGUAGUAUCUCACGUACUCUGGAAUAUUCUUAUAAUGACUUUGCUAUUUCCCAAAUGGCGAGGGGUAUGAACAAAAUAUCUGAUGCUCAAAAGUAUCAAACAACCUCGACAUAUUGGCGGAAUCUUUUCAAGGCCGAUCAGACAUCAUUUAUGCACGGGACAGACACUGGAUUCACAGGCUUCUUCCAGCCCAGGUAUAUGAACAAAACUUGGGGCUACCAGGACCCUCUCAUGUGUUCAAACAUCGACAACACUGGAUCUAUUUGCUCUCUGCAAAAUACUGCCGGAGAGACCUUCGAAUCCAGUAUCUGGGAGUAUCAAUUUUUCGUCCCCCAUGACAUGGCGACUUUAAUCACAAUGCUUGGUGGACCAUCGACUUUCGUUAAACGUCUUGACUACAUGCACGACAACCAAAUCACUUAUAUUGGCAACGAGCCAUCAUUCCUUACUGUCUAUCAAUACCACUACGCCGGUCGACCCGGCAAGUCGGCGAGCCGCGCUCAUUAUUAUAUUCCCAAAUACUUUGGAACGACGUCCGGUGGACUCCCCGGCAACGAUGAUUCAGGAACCAUGGGUGCUUUCGUAGCCAUGUCAAUGAUGGGGUUGUUCCCUAACCCAGCCCAGAACGUCUACUUUAUCAUCCCGCCGUUCUUUGAGUCUAUGCAGUACACUUCGCCAUUGACCAAAAAGAUUUCGACUAUCAAGUCAGUCAACUUUGAUGCAGAGUACAAAAAUAUCUACAUUCAGUCUGCUACCUUGAAUGGUCGACCAUAUACAAAGAACUGGAUAGACCACAGCUUUUUUACAGAUGGAAUGGAGCUUGUUCUCACAUUGGGUCGCAACGAAAGUUCGUGGGGUACGCAUACCCCUGAUCUGCCUCCAUCCCUGUCGACCCAGGAUUUUUCAAGUAUUGAGCAGGGAAGCGGAUUAGUGCACCCUCAUAUGGAGCAAGACGGACGAGUCCAAGUUUAG
Talaromyces marneffei is the source of this 2433-nucleotide messenger RNA. RefSeq lists its product as uncharacterized. The coding region runs from base 1 to 2433 and encodes 810 amino acids. Gene Ontology annotation, cellular component: nucleus; cytosol. The transcript has 6 exons. Lineage: Eukaryota; Fungi; Ascomycota; Eurotiomycetes; Eurotiales; Trichocomaceae. The record is from RefSeq and is a predicted model, not a curated record. Gene Ontology annotation, biological process: protein quality control for misfolded or incompletely synthesized proteins; protein deglycosylation; carbohydrate metabolic process. Gene Ontology annotation, molecular function: carbohydrate binding; peptide-N4-(N-acetyl-beta-glucosaminyl)asparagine amidase activity.